This is a messenger RNA of Ricinus communis (castor bean), 3529 nucleotides long. Its product is annotated as subtilisin-like protease SBT6.1. The record is from RefSeq and is a predicted model, not a curated record. Gene Ontology annotation, biological process: proteolysis. Gene Ontology annotation, cellular component: Golgi apparatus. The transcript has 10 exons. Lineage: Eukaryota; Viridiplantae; Streptophyta; Magnoliopsida; Malpighiales; Euphorbiaceae. Bases 166 to 3306 code for a protein of 1046 amino acids. Gene Ontology annotation, molecular function: serine-type endopeptidase activity.
AAGAAAGUAACACCCAAGAAGAGAAAAAGGCUAUGGAGAAGCCAAAGAAAACAAUGAUCCGAGACGACAUUUGCACUUGCAGUUGAGAUAUAGCAGUACUCUCAACUCUCCUCCUUCAUGCCGGAUCUUUCCCGCCAUUUCAAACCACCUCUCUAACCCAAUACCAUGACCACGAUAACAACAACCAGAACAACAUUUCCUCUAAAAUCUGCUCUUUUUAUAUCUUUCAUUUCCCUCUUCCUCAUCCAUUUCCUAAAUCCCUCCCAUAAAACCCUAACCCUAACCCUAACCCUACCUCAUAACAAAACUCACACCACCAACACCGCCAAAUACAUAGUCCGUUUCACGGAGUACAAGAAGGCUGAGGAUCAUCGUAACUAUUUGGAAUCAAGAAUUGAAUCAGCUGGUGGUGUUGCUAAUUGGGAAUGGAUCGAGAGGCGAAACCCUGCAAUGAAGUAUGCUACCGAUUUUGGGGUUCUGUUGAUUCGCGAUUUAGAGAGGGACAAAUUAAUUGGGGAGAUUGAGAGAUUAGAGUUGGUUAAAGAUGUGAAUGUUGAUUUGGCCUAUAAAAGGGAUUUGCUUGAAUUUAAUAAUGGUGCUUUUGUUGAUGGCAAGAAACGACCUGGCAAGAUCUUCACUUCCAUGUCAUUUAGUGAAGGAGAUCAUUUUCCUCCUCAUCAUGAUCCUGCAACUAGUACUUCUUCCAUUCACUGGGACCGCCAUCUUCUGAUGCAGAAGUCACAGAUCACUUCUUUGUUUGGGGCAGAUGUUUUAUGGUCGAAAGGAUACAAGGGUGCUAAAGUCAAAAUGGCUAUUUUCGACACUGGAAUUCGAUCUGAUCACCCCCAUUUCCGAAAUAUUAAGGAACGUACAAACUGGACCAAUGAGGAUACUUUGAAUGAUAAUCUUGGACAUGGAACUUUUGUUGCUGGUGUUAUUGCUGGUCAAGAUGCUGAAUGUCUUGGUUUUGCACCAGAUACUGAGAUUUAUGCAUUUCGUGUUUUCACAGAUGCACAGGUAUCCUACACGUCAUGGUUCCUUGAUGCAUUUAACUAUGCUAUUGCUACCAAUAUGGAUGUGCUAAAUUUGAGCAUAGGUGGUCCUGAUUACUUGGAUCUCCCUUUUGUUGAGAAGGUCUGGGAAAUAACAGCUAAUAAUAUCAUUAUGGUUUCGGCUAUUGGAAACGAUGGACCACUUUAUGGAACUCUAAACAACCCAGCAGACCAAAGUGAUGUUAUUGGUGUUGGUGGCAUAGACUAUAAUGAUCACAUGGCUCCAUUCUCAUCCCGUGGGAUGAGCACCUGGGAGAUUCCUCAUGGUUAUGGCCGUGUGAAACCGGAUGUUGUUGCAUAUGGGCGAGAAAUCAUGGGAUCCAAGAUCAGUACUGGUUGUAAAAGUUUAUCCGGGACUAGUGUGGCAAGUCCUGUGGUUGCUGGUGUGGUAUGCCUACUUGUCAGUAUUAUCCCUGAAAGCAAUCGUAAGGACAUUUUAAAUCCAGCAAGCAUGAAACAAGCACUGGUUGAAGGAGCUGCUAAGCUUUCUGGUCCUAAUAUGUAUGAGCAAGGUGCAGGAAGAGUUGAUCUGUUAGAAUCAUAUGAGAUCCUGAAGAGCUACAAGCCGCGGGCAAGCAUCUUCCCUAGUAUUCUUGAUUUUACAGAUUGCCCUUAUUCCUGGCCCUUUUGCCGACAACCACUCUAUGCAGGUGCCAUGCCAGUUAUGUUUAACGCUACCAUACUAAAUGGAAUGGGUGUCAUUGGCUAUGUUGAAAGUCCACCAACAUGGCAUCCUUUGGAUGAAGAAGGAAAUCUUCUAAGCAUUCACUUUACUUACUCAGAAGUCAUUUGGCCGUGGACCGGUUAUCUAGCACUGCACAUGCAAAUUAAGGAAGAAGGUUCCCAGUUUUCUGGAGAAAUUGAGGGCAAUGUAACUCUUAUGAUACGCAGUCCUCCAGCUCCAGGUGAGAAGAGUCCUCGAAGUAGUACUUGUGUGCUUCAACUGAAACUGAAGGUGGUUCCAACUCCAGCAAGGUCAAAGCGGAUUUUAUGGGAUCAGUUCCAUAGCAUCAAAUAUCCUCCUGGAUAUAUUCCAAGAGACUCUUUGGACGUUCGGAAUGAUAUUCUUGAUUGGCAUGGGGAUCACCUACAUACAAAUUUUCAUAUUAUGUUCAACAUGUUACGAGAUGCUGGGUACUAUGUUGAAACACUUGGUUCUCCUUUCACAUGCUUUGAUGCUCGUCAAUAUGGUACACUUCUGCUAGUGGAUCUCGAGGAUGAGUACUUUCCAGAAGAGAUUGAAAAACUGAGAGAUGAUGUUAUCAGUACCGGUUUGGGGCUGGCUGUGUUUUCUGAAUGGUAUAAUGUGGAAACAAUGGUGAAAAUGAGGUUUUUCGAUGAUAAUACACGGAGCUGGUGGACUCCUGUUACUGGAGGUGCAAAUAUUCCAGCAUUAAAUGAUCUUUUGGCCCCUUUUGGAAUCGCUUUUGGAGAUAAGAUCCUGAAUGGUGAUUUUUCCAUUGAUGGAGAGCAAAGUCGAUAUGCAUCUGGAACUGACAUUGUGAGGUUUCCUAGUGGUGGGUAUGUCCACUGUUUUCCUUUCCUGGAUAGCUCAGAGAGCGGAGCCACUCAGAAUGUACUGCUGACUUCGGGCAUGCUGAAGGCAGACUCCCCAAUCCUUGGCCUUGUAGAGGUUGGUCAAGGUCGUAUUGCUGUUUAUGGAGACUCCAAUUGUCUGGAUAGCAGCCAUAUGGUUACCAAUUGUUACUGGCUUUUGAAGAAAAUUUUAGAUUUCACCAGUGGGAACAUCAGAGAUCCGUUACUCUUUCCGGAUUCUGUUAAACAAGAUGAAGCCCUUCACAUUGAUGACAACCAAUUACCUUCUCGAAGAACUGAUGUGAAUUUCUCUAUGUAUUCUGCUGUUGUGAAAAAGGAUUUGAUAUGCAGGAGUGACUCGAGAUUUGAAGUAUGGGGAACUAAGGGAUACAAUCUACAUGUGAGGGGAAGGAAUAGAAGACUUCCAGGCCAUUCUUUUAUUGAUUUGGGGAGAGGUUUAAAUUCAACUGUUGACACUUCCAAUUUGAGACAUCCAAAGUUUACUGAGAAAAGUAAGAAUGACUCACUGGGAAAUACUUACUGGGGUAUGCUCUAUGGAGACGAGCUUGAUGCUCCUGUGCUAGUUGCUAGUCAUUGGCUUGUACCUGCAGUAGUGUCAGUUACUGGUUUUCUAUUAUUGUUGAGCAUUUGGCGGAUUCGACAAAGGCGUCGGCGAAAGAGGAGAGGUUCCGGCUCGGGUCGAUUAGCCAAUUUGUAGUGUAGAUUGAUCCGUCCAUCUGCUCGUCUCUGUUAAUGUUGGAAAAUCUGAACGCAUUUUUCCUUAAAAGUGUCAACACAUAUUUGCAAGUGUCGUCGCAGGCAUCAUUAUAGAAAUUAGCUUUUAUAUUCAGUAGAGUUGUAAAUUUCACUUGGGUUUGGAUGAUGCUUGUAAUGGCACAAAUUUUGAAUAGUAAAAGAAACAUAGAUAGUUUAAGCAGCAA